Messenger RNA from Toxoplasma gondii ME49, 9128 nucleotides. Its product is annotated as RNA methyltransferase, TrmH family protein. Gene Ontology annotation, molecular function: tRNA (guanine) methyltransferase activity; RNA binding. Gene Ontology annotation, biological process: tRNA methylation. The record is from RefSeq and is a predicted model, not a curated record. Bases 136 to 8835 code for a protein of 2899 amino acids. NCBI's taxonomy places the organism in Eukaryota, Apicomplexa, Conoidasida, Eucoccidiorida, Sarcocystidae. The transcript is spliced from 12 exons.
CGAAGUUCUCUUCACAGAAGAACCAACGACGAAACUCUUGUCUCUUCCCCGUGGAUACCUCGCGCCUCCCGCCUGGCACAUCGACUGUGCUCACAAGAACAAGCGGUGUCUCCGCAUCUCCCUUUCCUCUCCACCAUGGGGCCUCCUUUCGCUUCUCUCUCUUCUUCUGCGUCUCCUCUCUCUUCUUCUGUGUCUCUUCUCUCUUCUUCUGCGUCUCCUCUCUCUUCCUGCCCUGCGCCCUUGUCUACUUCGCUCGCCGCUCUUGUCCGCUUCUGUACGGACUUGUCUCGUUUGCCUCUGCCCGGUGCUGCUUCUCAUCCCCUUCUUUCUUCUUUUCUCCUUCAACUGCUCUCCUCUCCCGCCUCUGCGUGCUCUCAAGAGUCGACGACUCCUGCGUCCGCCUCACGCGUCGAAGCUCGACAAGCUCUCCUAGUGGAGAUUUCAGAUCUGUUAACGACGAAUGCUCUCUUCCAGCUGCGCCUACACUCGACAACCGCAAGUCUCGACGCAGAGGCCGCCUUUCCAGUCUCUCAAAUCACAGCAAAGGGCACUGUCGAAGCUUGCUUCCCCUCUGUCAACCGGGAGAAGUCCCGAGAGGAGGCUGAGAAACAGUCGCUUUCCCCAGACUCUGCUGCUCUCAACUCCUCGUCCUACGCCUCACCUGCUCCUCCUGUAGCCCUGGCGCUCUCCCCUCUUCCGCUUUCCGUCGUUCGCCUGCUUCUGGAAUGCGUUCUUCUCCUCGAUGCUCCUCGAUCUUCUCCGGAAGCAGACGCCGCCUCCGCGUCCCUCCUCGCGCUGUUCCCGGCUGCCCCACUCCAGUCCUGCCGCGUCCUUCUUCUUCUCCUCUCGUCCUCGCCUGUCUCGAGGGCCUCGCGCAGGGAAGGGAAGGCCGCGAAGAAGGAGAGGAGACGCGAGAGAGACAACAAGAAGCGGGAGCAAAGCGGGCAGAGCCGACGAUUCGCAGAGGGAGCUGAAGCCUCAGAAGCGGCUGCUUCCCUCCCGCGAGGAACGCGCGAGAGAGGAAAGCACGACGGCACCAAAUCGCCACCGUUCUGGGCGGAGGAAGACAGCCUUCAAGACCGAACCAUCGCGACGAAGCUCGUGUGUCGGAUUCUCUCCUGCUGUCUCGUUUCUGCCUCCCCAAGCGCCUGCUGUCGCUUCUGCCGGCCGACGAAGGAAGAAGAAAGCAGGGAACAGUUCACAGGCAAAGCAUCCGAUCUCUCUCGCGUUUUCCCCCCCUGUGAAUGCAGCCUCUCUAAGGGAUCUCUCUGGAUUCUGGACGAACUCGCUCGCGCCCGACAUGCGACGAAGAACGCCGAAGAUUUCCAACAUGGAGAGCUCGGCUUGGCGCGCGCAGAGAAGCGAGAAGCAGCCGCGGUCGACGACGCCGAGUCUCGGGAAGGACAGAGUGUGCACUCGCGAAUGCAGGAACGCAUGCAAGGUGAAGCCGAGACAGACGAGAAGGCUCCGAACUUGAUCACGAAUCGCGAACUUCCUCGAUUCGCCGACAUGUCUUUGACUUGCGAGGGAGCAGCGUCUCUGCUUGAGGCAUGGCUCGUCCUGUUGAAGGAAAAGGGGGAGACGACGGAGCUUUCCCGGAUGUCCCUGCGUCUCCUGCCCCUGCUGUUCGAGCUGUGCACCGCGUCAACUUUCCAGAGCGUGAGGAAGAGCAUUUUCAGUCGCGUUCUACCGCUCGUUCUCGGCCACGGUCUCUCCUCCAGUCAGGCGAGUCUCUUUCUUCUGUCUCUGAUUUCGACGCUUCUUGAAGGCUCUCCCCGUCUCUGCAUUCCUGCCUCGAGGUCGCCUUCUCCGCUUCCCCAGGCGUACCCAGCGCCCCUCUCGAGAAGCCUCGAGUCUCCCGCCGCUUCUUCGACGACAUCGUCGGAGCCGAGCGUGCUCUCACCGUCGACUUCCUGCUUCGUCGCUUCCGACUGGGUUGGAGCCCAACGGGCCGGUGCCCCGACGGUCGCGGCUUUGGAGCCCAGGGGCGCCGCCUCUCAGUUCCGCGGCUCUUCUUGCCCAGCGGGAAGCAGCCCCGCGGCUGUGAGGCUGUCGGUUCCGGAGGCUUCGCGUUCGAAGAAAAAGGACGACCUAGCGGCGCGAGAAGAUGCGUUCGACCUCGCUCUCCGCUUCCCAGACCUCUUCUGCUUCCCCGCCUUCACGCUGUCGAGGCGGGGACGGUGGCUGUGUGUGUCUGCCAACGGGGAAGCGAAGGCGACAGGACAGGCCCCUGCCCAGGGCGCUCUCCAUGGACGCGACGAACGGUGGCGGUGGCUGUUUGAAGGCCUGGUCGAUGCCGCGCCUCUGAAUCGGAAGCGUGCACGCGCUCUCCUCGAGCGGCUUCAAGCGACCGAGCAACAAUCCUUCCUCAGGGCGCUUCGAGCGACGCGCAGAAAAGCUGGGAGAGGAGAGAGCGGACGAAUGGUGAGUGGUGGCGACGAUGCAGGGGCGAACCUCAGAGGCGAAGAGGAACUGAGAGCUUUUGCCGCGGAACUGGAGCGAUGUGGGGUGUCUCCUGAAGCCCAGGAGACCGGCUGGCAGGCCUUCGUCCAGCUCCUCGAGGCCCUCGAAGACUUCUCUCAGCAUCUGGUGAAGCAGCAGUGGAGUCACAUGCGGCGACUCUGCGCCCUGACUGCCAACGUAUCUCUUCACCUGCAGCUCGGAAGGCCGAGACCGGAGCACGAGUUGUCUUCGACCCCGGCCGACGCUGGGUCCCAUGCAGAAGUUGGAAGCACUGGCGACUCGCGGAAAAAACCGGCGCGGGGCGACACCGAAGCAACGGCGUUUCAAGUUCUCUCGUUCGACGUUUUCUCUCCCUCGUUUUUCGCCUUGCAUGCACUCGCUGACAUAGAAGACAGAUCGUGCGAAGGCGACGGCAACGCCGAGGUCGAGGUCGAGAAGCCUGGAGACCUAGUGCGACCUCUCUCGCCACUCGUGGUCCAGCCUCUCUGGGUAGAGACAGUGCUGCGGCGAAUUCUCUCGCAUGACAAUGCACUCCUCACGCGUUCGCUUCUCCUCGUUUUCAUCUCUUCCUGCGUCGAAGAAAUCCGUCUCCACCCUCUGCUCGCGCACUGCAUGCGAUCCCAGAGCCAGACCGUCGGGACCCCAACGGGCGCUGCGGAGCCCACCGGGCCUGCCGCCAUGCAGGCUGGAGACUCGAGUGGAGACAGCCUCGGAGACGGCGUCAAAGAGGGUGGAGACAGGAGUGGAAAAGAGCUUUCGAGUUCCAAUGUGUGGAGCUCGUCGUUCAAUUUGGCCGCGCGGGCGGCGGCAGCUGCUGAGAGCGGGAAACAGUCCGAGGGUGGCGGGCCUCCGGAGCUUCUCUGCGUCGGCUGGGACUUCUUUCUUCACUCGCUUCUGCCGAGCCUCGCUGCCUCGAAUUUGUACAGUCGGAGCAGCGACAGCUACAUGGUUGAGAAGACUGUUCAGCGCUUCAUCAAGAGUCGUCUGAUUGCAGAAUAUCUGAUUCGCACGUGGAACCUUCAUGCGCGAAAUUCGUAUGACACCAGUGCGAAUCCAGAGUCCAUCGAUGCCCGGGGGACGGCUUCCCGCGCUUGCUCCUGUGGUCAGUCGCCGGCUCCGUGGACAGCGAAGGGUGAAGCGUCUUCGCCUGCUUCUCAGCUCGCUGUUCCUUCUCCAGAAAACGCGUUUUCGUCUUUGAAGCACUUACCACGCCUCGUGUGUGACAGCGCUGCGGAACGAAGCAUUGGGGACUUUCUUGCGGCCAUGAGUGCAUGCAACUUAACCUACACACCCUUCCGCGUCUGGAUGCAUGCCCUUAAUGCGCUGCCUACCGCGCCGCCUUCAGGUCCUUCGUGCUCUUCGACUCCUGGAGGCUCUGCGGGAUCGUCCCCUGUCUCUCUGGACUCGUCCGGAGACCCGAGAGCCUUCAGGCUGGGGCGAGGAGUUUCUCGCGAGCGAGUCUCUGCGUUCGUUUGUCUUUUGCGGCAGCUUCUCCAGCAUAUUCCCGCUGUAGUACGCGCACCGCUCUUCUCGCGGCUGCUCCGCUUCUUGUCUCUGCAUGCACAGCCCUCGGCGCUAGCUCCCGUCGACCUCGCGCUCCUCUUUGCGGAUGCGGGGGCCUCUCUGUCGCUUCCUUGUCCGUCAUCGCCCCUGGAGACGGCAGGCGCCUCCACUCUGUCUGUCGGGCAGAAACUUCUUGCGUCCGUUUUUCCAGAGCCGGCGGCCUUCAGGCGCGCGCUACUCACGCUCUUCUCUCUUCUCGUUUGCGACGACGCGUCUCGCUUUCAGGAAAGCAGAGGCUGUUCGCGAGGCGCGAGAGAAGAAGCGACCUAUGCGGAGAGCGAGGGGAAGCCAGAGUCCGCUUGCGAAUUCCCCCGAGAAAUUCUGUGUGAGAAAGUUGCUCUCGGCUGUCUCCGCUUGUCCGAGAUAGGACAAGGCCUUCCGAGCGGCUACCACGUCCAUCAGGAAAUCGCUGCGCUGCUGUUCUCUUCCCCUGCUCUCCUACGGGUCUACUCGCGUCCGGCCCUACCCUCUCUCUGCGUCCGAUCGAAACUCGCGGCUCUCGCAGCCUUCCUUCGCCUUCACUGCACAUCCGUCCUCUCGUCCGCUUCUUCGGAUCCUUCACAAGCAGACGCAGAGACUUUCGGUGUCGCACCGGACCUCGCGCCGGUUGCGAGCGAGGUCGUCGCCUACGUCGUCUGUCACCUCACGACACUGGCGCGCACAACGGAAAUGGAGAACCGUGACACGGAGGAAGGCGAAAAUACGCGAGAAGAAAAUCCUUUCACCAUGCAUGCGCUCUGCGUCAAUCUGCCGGUUUACGCCUCUGUCGUGAACGCGCUGUCUCGGCUAGUGGCUGCGGGUUGUCUGAGGGGCACCGUCAACGCCCUGGUUGCUCGAUGCGAAGAAAUCCUUCUCGCUUGGAGCGUCGACUCUGCGGUCCAAACGUCGCCUCGUCACCUUCUCCUCGUUUCCGCGGCACUCACUCUGCUCUCUGCGGCUGCUCCAGCUCUCUUUUCUUCUGCCUGCCCGUCGGUCUCGCCUGGAGAGAGCGAAGCUUCGACCCGGACAGAGGAAAAUGCGCAGAGGGCCGCCUCCCUCUUUCUCCUCGUUUUCCUGUCCAAAGUCAAUCGACACCUGGCGGUGCAGCGCGGCCUUGCUGCCCCUGUCUUCUUCGCGACGGAGGACAGCGAGAAAGGAGAUUUGCCUCUUCUCGCGACGAUCGCUGCUCCACAGGGAGGGGCGCCUGCGCCUGCGCUGCCGCUCGCACCUUCUGAAGGAGUCGCCGGUUGCUCAGCUUUCUCCUCUGAAGCGUUGUUCGCUUUCUCUGAGGUCGGCGAGUUCUCCACAUGGCCUGGAAUCAUCGGCAGCUUCCACAGAGCUCGGGCCAUGCUUCUGGACUCGCUCGCGUCUCUUUCCUUCUCUUCGUCUCCUUCUGGGUCGUCUCUCUCGGCGUCGACGUCUCUUCUUGGGAGGUUUUUGCAUGCAGCGUUUUCGGGCAGCGGUUUGGCUGUGCCUCCGUUGAGGGCCUUUCCGCCGGACUCUCUGUCGCGCCAAGUAUCGAGCGCUUUUUCGUCUCUCUCGACGGAGAAGGCCGCGGCGCCGUCGUUCCCGGGCGUUGAUCUCUCUCUCCUCUCGCCUCGACUGCGGACUUCUCUGGACGUCCACAUGGCGCGCGCGACCCGGGAGGCGGACUGCAUGCGGCUGGGCUCUCCCAUUCUCUCAGGGCCGCGGAGCAUCGCCUUGUCGCUCUUGGCCGAGAUUGAUGGCUGCCCCUCAGCUGCGCUCCCUUUUCUUUUUGGGGUGAUUCGUCGCUUCGCCCUGCCGGUGCUUCUUCUCCCCCACCAUCUGGAGGCGCGGACAGAGACUCGGACGUCGCCGGAGAGAGGCGAAACUGACGAGGCAAGCGAUACAAAAGUAGAGGCGCUUCGGUGUCUCCACGACAUGCUUGAGGAGUUCACAGAGCAGACAAAGAGAGUCAUUUUGGACCGCGCCGAAACCGGCCUGCCUCUCCAGGCGGUCCGCGAGGCCUGCGCCGCAGUUCUCUCGCCCCUCAUGCUCGCCACAGAGAGUCUCUGUUUGCGGGAAGAGAGAAAAAAGGGAGAGUACGAAAGCGCGUCCAGCGAGACGGAGAGAGGCGCCGCAGACGAGAAAAAGGAAGUUUGGGAGGCCUACCGCGAAAAGGCCUUUGUCCUCAGUUUCGCAAAAGACCUCCUGGGAAUCGGCCGCAACACGAUUUCUGUGUCGCGAGCGUCUGUGGUGCCUCUACUCUCUUCGCUGGCGCUGCUGGGUCUGCACUCUGCGACGGGGCGUUCCCAGGCUUCUGUCGAAACUCAGAGAGAAAAGGCGUCGGUGUCGGUGGCUGGCUUCUUUCCGCUGCCGACUCCAUACAUCGAUCUGUUGGCGGAGAUUCUUCUCCACCGGGAGUUCGUCCUUCUGGACGGCGCGUCUGUGAUGACAGUCGACCCGUUCGGAUCCGCGUAUCCGUGGGGCGGCGCGCGUUCCACUGACGAGAGCGUUGUCGACUUUUCUACUCCCCUCGCUGUUUUGACCUCGUCCGACCCCACAACGUUGUUCUUCUCGCCGACGUCUGCCGCUGCUUCUGUCUCUCCCGCUUUCCAGCCUCUGGCCUUGCCUCCUCAGCUGCGGCGUCUGCGGCAGACGCCGGCCUUCAUCCGCCUGUUGGCGCUCUCCUUCUUCCACUUUUUAGGACAAACUGUCUGUUCGGACGUGGAACCAACGGGCGUCACCACCUCGCCCCGCUCGCACCCGUUCGCACCCAGCGCAUGUGCGGCCUUCAGAGUGUUCGCAGCAGACCUGCUCUUUCGGGUGUCCUCCCGCCUCCUGGACAUCGUCGCGCGGGCGCCAGCGUUCGCUUCACUCGCCACCGAGGAGAGAGGAGAAGACGGAAGCGAAAGGACCAAGGGGCUGCCAGUGUACUCGAAGAACGAAACCGUUCAAGGUCACUACUUGCCGAUGCCCAACUCGUGCCACCACAGAAUUCUCUUGCGGGGCUGGCAGGCCCUGAGCUCCUUGGCGCCCUACUUUCGCGCGGCGCCUUUCGCCUUCCUUUGCCAGCUCCACAAGCUCCUCUGGAAAGCUGUGGCGGCUCCUCAGCUUGCAGACGUCCGCCACUACAUCGACCUUCUGGCCGUGCAAAUGCUUCUCUUCGCCCCUGCGCAGAGCUGCCCACCUCUCGUCGCGAUCCUGCAAACUUUCAACUCCCCCACACAGACCCUCAUAGGCGCCCUGACGAUUGCCGGCUUCUUCUUGCUUCAUCCGGAGUCGCGUGGAAUGGAGGCGGAGACGCAGCAGAGAGGACAUCCGCAGGACCGGGAGGAAGAACACCGCGUAAAGCAGGUCCUCUUCGCAGCCAUCGUCCCGUACCUCACCUCGAAUGCGGCGUACCCCAGGGGUGUGUCGCAGUACAUUGUGUACGAGUUCCUGAGGAAACAUUUGAAACCUCAGACCACAGACAGGGGGACGCUUGAUCGCGACGAGAGUUCCCUUGGAAACGAGAAGACAGACCAUUCAAGUGCGGCUGUAACGGCCCCUAGGGAGGGUCGUUUGGGCUCAGAUGAACCGACAGAAGGCUCGCGCGAGGCGGGAAGAAGGCCACCACAGGGAAUUGGCAGAGAAGAACAAAGAACAGCGACGCAAUACCUCUCUCCGGCCCUGGGGAAAGACAUUCUCCAUGGCCUGUACCGACAACUCGAUGAGUCGAAGGAGUGUCAGAAAAUGCGCGAAAAAUGCUCGGAAGUCUUUCAACUCUGGCAACCCCACAUCCUAGGGUCCCUCGACACUCUCUUGGCCGUCGGACGCGACGGAGACGCAGACGCCCUCGACGAUACUGUCAAUGAAGCGACGGCAGCGGCCCUCGCUGGGGUUCCUGUCCCCGCCCUGCCGUGUGUCUCUGCGAGCGCGCCGACGCUGUCUGGCCUGCCAGACCAAGACCACGGAAGAGAGGCGAGUGCAACGGCAGUCGCACAAACACUCUUGGCGGACUUCGAUUUGAGGCCUUCCUGGGCCUUGGCUGUGGCUCUCAAAGAUGCCAUCAAAGAGGAGAUGGGCGCCGCCUGGCACGGCAAGAGUCGCGAGAAGGAGCCCAAAGAAAUGGCGACGCUUGUCACCCCUGCAGAGAACGGCGUGGAAGCCGGAAGAACGGCGACGGCGACCGCGAAGAAAGAGCGGGGCGGCGAGGCCGACAAGGCGCGCAUGCAGAAAGGAGACAGUUUCGAGGAAAAGGAGACAGAAGGCGAGAAGCAGGACCUCGUGUGCCAACGGAAGUUCGUGCCGCAACAACACCACCGAUCCGACGAAGAGAAGGGAAGCCAAGAGCUCCUCUCUUCAUGGCUAUUUGUCGGCGGCGAGGGCGAGACCCUUCAGCGAGAACUGCGCCAGAGAGGCGACCUGGUUGUUGUCGCAUCGCUGAUCGACAAAGUCCCGAACUUGGCUGGGCUGGCACGCACAUGUGAGGUAUUUGACGCCAAGAAGCUCGUCAUUCACAAUCUCGAUAUUCUCAGUGACCCACAAUUCAACACGAUCGGUGUCUCUGCCCACCGAUGGCUUCCUAUCGAGCAGGUUUCUGCGGACGACGUGGCCAGGUACUUGCUGGAUUUGAAGACGCAGGGCUACACCGUCGUCGGAGUGGAGCAGACUGGAUCUUCACAAAUGCUUGAGAAUGCCAGAUUUGAUCGGAAGACAGCUCUUGUGCUGGGUGCCGAAAAAGAAGGCUUGCCGGCCGCUCUGCUAGCUCUCAUGGACGCAUGCAUCGAGAUUCCACAGCUCGGGCUCAUUCGAUCUCUCAAUGUCCACGUCACAGCCGCCAUGGUUGUUUGGGAAUACACAAAACAACAUUCUCUUGGCGCGUAAAGCAAACACGCAGUGGCCCUACGGAACGCAUCUAUGAAUUCUUUGUGAAGCGUGCAAGUUACCGCCGAUCUGGGACGGGGGAAAAAUUGUCAUGGUUCCUUGUGGUUUCUCUUUCCUAAACUUCCACGUUAGAAAACGGCUUCGUCAAUGUCCGAGAAAUACAAACCAAAUUGUCAGAGGCUUGUUACUCUUAGCACCCGCGUGCGGGCAUCGGGGGCAUCGAGCCAUGCACCGACUCAUGCGGCCUACACACCAGACGGUGUCAUCAUAAAAUCCAAUCCCUCGUUUCUGGC